AUGGCCGAACCGAUCCCCGAUAGCCUGCGACAGGCCGACAUCACGAGAUUCAUCAAUCGCGCGAACCAGCUGCGCAAUCAUAAGCCUGCCAUCACCUAUUGGUGCGAAUACUGGGUUAUCAAUCAGAUUCUGGCUAAACAACUGCACAAUGUCGACGACGAGAGCCUUUCCUACACAACUAAUCUAAUGGACCGUCUUGAGCGGACGAAAACCGAGAAUUCGGCGGAGGAAGCCAUCACCGACGAUACGGUCGGCCAGGCAUAUGUGGAGCAGUUUGCUCAGGAAGCUUUCGACCGAGCAGAGAAAGUAAUGCGGGCGAACCGAGUCACCAGACAAACUGCCGACACGUACGAUGCUGCCGCAACAUUCUUCCUUUUAGGCAACAUUUGGGGUCAAAUAGAUGAAGAGACGCAGAAGAAGGUCAAGUACGCCAAGUGGAAUGCCGCCCGCAUACUCAAGGCUAUCAAGGAGGGCAAGGACCCGAACGAGUCGAACCCCAAGCAAGAGCCGGAACCGGAGGAAGCUCUCCCUAUUCUGGACCCCAGCGACCCAGAGGUACAAGGCCUAGCAUCGCCUCCGCCGAAGGCUGCUUUCGUGGAGGAUGACCCCGAGACCGAGUUUUAUAAGAAGGCUGCGUCCCCAGGCGUAGCUACGCCGCCAAACGUCCCCGCCGAGUCCGAACCUGCGCAGUCAAGUGUGUUGGACCUGCCAUCAGUCCCGUCAGGAAACGAUGUAAAACCUCAGGUGCCUCAAACACAGGGCUAUUUCGACCCGCCCGAACAGUUUCCUCCCUCGCCUCUAAGCCAAACCGGUGCCAACGACACGACAGGGCCAGCGAACUUACCCUCUGCCCCUUCACCUUUUGCCGGAUCGUCGGCGGGGCCAUCUUUCAGCCCACCCAACAAUGCUUCACCGUGGCAGCCACCUCAAAUACCCAAGCCAACACCCCCACCUGCCCCUGAGCAAUUCAAGCCCCCACCAUCGAUCCCGCAACAACCGAAAGCCCCCGUGGUUCCCAUCUCCAACAACUCGUGGACGCCGAACAGCGGGCCGACAGACGACCUGGAUCUGCCCAAGGCGCAGAAGCACGCAAAGUGGGCCAUCUCUGCGCUCAACUUUGAAGAUGUGCCGACGGCGGUCAAGGAGCUGCGCAAUGCACUUGCUGCCCUGGGUGCGCAGUAA
Messenger RNA from Colletotrichum truncatum, 1182 nucleotides. RefSeq names its product vacuolar protein sorting-associated protein vta1 like protein. Lineage: Eukaryota; Fungi; Ascomycota; Sordariomycetes; Glomerellales; Glomerellaceae. Gene Ontology annotation, cellular component: multivesicular body. The record is from RefSeq and is a predicted model, not a curated record. Gene Ontology annotation, biological process: late endosome to vacuole transport via multivesicular body sorting pathway.